AUGAAAGCCAAAGUACUGACUGUACAUUGGCACCAGGAGAACCAGCCUAUAUAUAGUGCACACUUCCAGCCCAUUGGCCCGUCUAUUAAUCCUCCUGGUCAUGAGUAUUCAGCGAGAUUAGCCACAGCAGGUGGUGAUAACAAUAUCCGAAUAUGGAGACUAGAAUAUAGCCAAGGAGUCGUAAAAGGAGUACAGUAUCUAGCAACACUAGCAAAACAUUCGCAGGCUGUGAAUGUUGUGAGAUUCGAUCCUAAAGGAACUACACUGGCUUCAGCCAGUGACGACGGCACAGUUCUAUUAUGGGCACUUCAGGAUUCUAAAACUACAGCAUAUGCCAAUUCGAAAUAUGAUGGCACUGACGAGUCGGAUUUGGAGGUAUGGAAACUACGACACGCAUGUCGAGGGGGUGGACAGAGUUCAAGUGAGGUUUAUGAUGUGGCUUGGUCACCGGAUUCUCAGUAUAUUAUAGCCGGUCAGGUGAAUAAUGUAGCUCGAAUUUACAAUGCUAGUAAUGGACAAUGCAUCAGAGAACUUGUCGAACAUUCACAUUAUGUGCAAGGAGUAGCUUGGGAUCCGCUAAAUGAAUAUCUAGCUACCCAGUCUUCGGACCGGUCAGUUCAUAUCUACACUUUAAAGACGAAAGAUGGCAAGUAUACACUCAACAAUCCAUCGUACAAAAUCUCUACUCCGUUCAAGAUUUCCCGAGCAGACCUUCCAACAGUGCGAAAAAAUGAAGUUGAAGGUGGUUCAGCAGAAAAAGCCAAUGGAACUAGUUCUGCUUCAACGAGUAUUGCAGGUACUGCAACGGGAACUGGGUCUUCAGUGGUAGCAACAACACCGUCAUCAUCCAACGCUACCCAUCCUCCUCAAUCAGCUCUGACUCCUAAUUCCAGUGGAUCAACAAUAUACCCGUCAGCAUCCACUCCGUCAGCAGCAACUAAUUUCUCGACAUCUCCUCCAGAUACUCCUAGAUCCACCGGAUCCAUGAACCCACCUCCACAGUCGGCAUCUCGAACACAUUCGCGAAAAUCGUCGUUUUCUUCUUUAAAUCGACCGGAAUCUCCAAGUCCUGCUUUCCCUCUACCAGCUGUCAGGCAAACAGGCUCGCCAAUCAUCCAGCCAGCCUCAUUAGCAGGUUCAUUUUCUGGAUCUACACCAUUCUCACUCAGUACCAAUUCAAGCACAUCUCCUUCUAUCCCCAUGGCACAGCUCGCAACAGCGGGUGCUUCACCAUCUGGCAGCAGUGUUGGUGCAUUGAGUCCCGCUCCUACCAUCCCACUCAUACGGUCAAGCAUGCUAUAUCAUAACGAAACAUUCACAUCGUUUUUCAGACGACUGACGUUUUCUCCCGAUGGAAGUCUGCUAUUCACACCUUCUGGCCUCUACAAGUAUUCUAGUCGUACCGCUUCAGAUGGAAGCAUCACAGCCAACUGUGCAGAGGAAACGACCAAUACUGUCUAUAUCUAUACCCGAGCUGGGUUCAACAAACCACCUGUAGCACAUCUCCCCGGACUUCAUAAACCAUCACUGGCAGUCAAAUGUUCGCCAAUUCUCUAUAAACUGCGAGAAUCACCCGCCCAGUUUGCAAAGACGCAGAAAGUGACAUUAAAAUCCGACGAAACAGAAGGUGCAACCGAUACAGCCACAGCAGCAUCAGCAGCAGAACAAAAUAUUAAUGAUCAAAGUAGUCAUAUCGACAGUCCAGUGUUCAAUCUCAAAUAUCGAGUAGUUUAUGCGGUAGCCACUCAGGACGCUGUUAUUGUGUACGACACGCAACAAAAACACCCAUUGUGUAUUGCCAGUAACCUCCACUACGCUACAUUCACCGAUCUAGCCUGGACCCCUGACGGCAAUACACUUCUCAUGACCUCUACUGAUGGUUUUUGCUCGACACUCUCCUUCGAAGACGGUGAAUUAGGUGAAGUCUAUGUCCCCCCUAACCAGCUAUUAUCCGAGUCAUCGACAUUCGCAUCUCCCAAAACUCCUAUUUCUACAACUACCUCAGACAGUCUUACACCCUCAGCAACCUCACAUCCAACAAUCCCACCAUCCAGUCCCGGCAAGUCUACCGUACACAUCCACCAGUCCAAGAUCACGGCAGGUCCAACCUCCAGCUCCAACUCCACCACCUCAGCCACAUACUCAGCAGCAUCUCCACUACCAGCCGACCCUGCUCUGAUUCCCGUUCUAUCACACGUCCCAUCCAUUUCAGUCGGCAGUGCCUCACGGAUCUCGAAGAAGCCCCGACCGCUUCCUCUGAAGAUUUUGGAAGCGCCAGCAGCAGUGGCUAAGAUUCCUGAGGAUCUUAGGAAGAACCCGCUGUUUAAUGCUAUUCAUCGACCUACGGUACGGAAAUUUCAGUCGCGACAGAAAUUACAAUUACAGAUUGCGAAAGAGAAACAGGCUGCUAGGGGACAUAGUGUCCACCCAUCCACUACCACGGCCACCAAAAGAUCCAGCUUUCCAAAGGGUCCUUCAGCGCUAUCAGCACCAGGAAAGAAAUCGUUUCCUGCAACGGCACCUUCUCGAUUCUCUAAAGAGCCAGUACGAAACAUUUCAUCGUCAGAUCUGGGCUCAACCACGAACUCACUCUCGUCACAUAAGCAGAAACAGAAACUAGGGGGUAAAGGUUCAUCUCAGGACUUGCUUUCUCGUGUGAAUUCUAAUGGCGGUAACGGCGAAUCAAUUUCUAAAGGGCCUAAAACACCACCGCCAUUUUCGAGCAGGGUUCCUGCCAAGAAUAAACCACCCAGAAAAUCUGCUUCUGCUGCUGCUAAUAUAGAUAGGGGAUCAUACAAGUCACAGUCACGUUCAUCUCACGAUAACAUGGAUGAGGAUGACGAGUAUGAUAUUGUGAAUGAUUCGUACAAUGGUCGAGGAAGUAAUAAAAGCAGAAAACAGUAUGAUGAAGAGCGGAGUAACGAAUAUAGCGACAAGCACCGUGACAGUCGUAAAUUUCAGCGUCAACAACCACGACAACAAUCUGACGAUGAAGAUCUCAUAUAUAAACGCAAUGGCUCACGAGGUAGUUCUGAUACACACGGAUUACCCCGAUCUGAAGGAUCCGGAGGUAAUAUUCAACCACCACCACCACCACAACAAGAAGUAUUUCAGUCAUCACUACAAUCACCACAAGUGCUUUCUAUCCGCUAUGCCUCGAAACCACCUAUUGUCCAAGUGCGAAAUCUCGCUCCCGGAACCACUGCCGAGGAUCUCACCACCGUCCUCGAGCGAGUAGGACCUGUACAAGAAUGCCGAGUACGAGACACCACCAACUCGGUGAUGGCUGAAGUGCUCUUUGCAAGUGGACCCGAUGCGGAAUCGUCUCAACAACAGCUGGAUGGCUGCUAUGCCGACGGCCGACUCAUCAGCGCCCGAAUCGUGCGAGAAUACUCGAUCCCCGAGUACAUCUCGGCCAUCAAACCCAUCAUCGCACCUCCCUACGUGGGCUCCUGGGAGGGCCCACCACUGUACAGUGACAAUGCGCGACAGCGAGCGCCUCUGUAA
Sugiyamaella lignohabitans is the source of this 3507-nucleotide messenger RNA. RefSeq names its product Cac2p (gene CAC2). The transcript is spliced from 2 exons. NCBI's taxonomy places the organism in Eukaryota, Fungi, Ascomycota, Dipodascomycetes, Dipodascales, Trichomonascaceae. Gene Ontology annotation, cellular component: nucleus; CAF-1 complex. Gene Ontology annotation, molecular function: protein binding; RNA binding. Bases 1 to 3507 code for a protein of 1168 amino acids. Gene Ontology annotation, biological process: nucleosome assembly; DNA replication-dependent chromatin assembly. The record is from RefSeq and is a predicted model, not a curated record.